CUACUAAUAAAUGUAGAUUAUGUGGCCCCACCAGUUAAAAAAGUUAAAAAGACUUUAAUAGUCUGGGACAUCCUCUUUACCUUGUCCGUUUGUUAUUCCUGCUGGUGUUGGUACGUUUAUACUGUUAAAAAAGGAGCCUGCUAGACUCUCUUCCCUAGGAACAGCACCAAUAACAAAGCAAUAAGAAGAGAGGAUCUUUAGGUGGACAAAAACCGAGAAAGGUGCAGGCAAGUGGCUCAUUAUAGGAUUAAAAAAAGGGAAAGAGAAAAAACCUAUAGAGCGCGUCCCCACCAAGCAAAGCCUCUUAAGUACAAUACAAGAGUAUUUACCACAAUUUUAUGUACAAAGGCGGCGCGUGGACCCUUUAAGGAAUCAUCCACAUUUUAACGUUAGCAAACCGACUGAUCGGCUAUGGAAGCACAACCGCCAUCAGCACCGGCUGCAUCAGCUGCAACGGCUGUAACAGCUGCUGCGCCUCCCGGGCCUAGUCUAUCACCUACACAACAGGUGCAAGCUCCGUCGUCGCCGGGUAACCAGCCGGUGAACCCUCCGCCAAACCCGGAAACACACUACCCAAACGGUCUCCCUCGUAGCAUCAAUGGCCUUAAUGGGGAUGCGGCUACCGGUUCAGAACCGACACCUCCGGCAAAGGGGUCGCCCGGUUCGACAACACCGGCUCAACCGGCAGUGCCGUCCCCGACUGCGACUGCGACUGCGACACCGUCAUGGGCAGCCCGGGCGGUGGCGGCAGUAGCGGCAGUAGCGGCAAGUUCGUCGGCACCUGCGCCGGCACCACCUCCGGCUCCUGUCUAUACCUCUACACCCACUCCCAUAGUAGCAAAACCACUCAAACCAAUGGUAAUAUAUACACCUUCCUCGCCGCAUCCGCAUUCUCAACCGCGUCAACCUUUGCAGCGCCAAUCUUCCACAGGAUCGGCGCAUAAGAUUUCCAUCGUAGAUCCGCCCCGAGCCUAUUCGCGACCGAGAAGCAACUCGCAGCUACCAAACAUCUCUCCUACCCAAGGCUUCCCGUCUCCCCGAAGAGAGCACCAUCUCGAGAACCCCAAGUUUGCCGAUGACUUAUCUCGUCUCACUCAUGCUAUGCAGCAAUCUGUUCCCGCUGCGGUAAGAAGGGUCAUUCGCGAUAACUGGGAGAAGUGUCUACUUGGUUCAGAAUUUCAUCACGCGUUCCUUUUGAACGCUGUUAUUCACCAUUCUAACGGGGUUAUAAUUCGACGGUCUAUCAAGGAUUUUGGUGCCAAGAUGGUGUCCGAAUCAAAGCACGAGAUUAUCUCCCACCUCUCAACUGCUGAUCUGAAUGAACUAGUCAAUGAAAUACUCGAAAAGGCCAGUGACUAUUUCUUAGACCAAGCGCUGGAGAAACGACUAAGGACUAUUGACGCGCGCUCUCUAAUCAACGCCCUUGCUCGCGCUGAGCGUCUUGGUUAUGAGAAUAGCGAUGUGCUUGAUGACCAGAAAGGAAACAGGUCUAGAUUCAAUCCAGCACCCUUCGAUCCGUCACCCCAACCUGUCCAAAUUACGCCUAUCUCGAAACCACAUCAAAAGCCUGGCAUGCCGACUCAGUUGCAACCACUAGCACGUGGUCCGGCUCCUCCCACCGUGUUGCAGUGUCCUCUGUGCUGGCGCAAGUUUGAGAACCCGCAGCCUUACGAAUAUCAUGUUCAAAAGCAAGUGUGCACUAAAGAACCUCCGAAUAAGGAAGGGUUCCCCUUUUCAUGCAUGUAUUGCGGUGCCGGCUUCAUUACUAAAGUUGGUCAGCAAUAUCAUGUUGCCAAUCACGUAUGCGGUGAGCAUGGUACCGUGCCAGCAACGCCUAAAGGACCGGCGAACGCUGGGUCGCCUAUCACGCUCUCAUCAGGCAACAACAGCCCGGUUCAGCCUCCGUCAACGCUAGCUUACCCUCCGGGAAGCCAGCAAAAGCUCCCUGCCACACCUCAGCAUACUGCGGCACCUGUAUAUCAUCAGCCGGUAUCGACUCCCAGAUCUCAGCCUAAGGAGCAGGAUGCGUAUGCCCAUUUGCAUCCUGCUACACGGGAGAGACUGGACGACGAACUACGGCAAGCCGAGCUCACGUAUACCGCUCGAUUCAAAGAAGCAGAGGCGAUACAAGAUCCAGCUCAACGGCAACUCAAGAUCGAUGGUCUGCAGAAUAGUUUCAGCACUAAGCAGAGUAUUAUCAGGAAGAAGUACGGCGUUCGGCUUAGAAACCGGCGGACAAGGGCUGAGAUUGACAACGAGCGUCAACGUAUGGGCUUCAAGCAUAGCAAUCCCGUCCAGGCAGAGGAUACACCAAGCGCGAAGCGUCAACGAACUGAAGAUGGCCCUUCUCAUCCAAAUCCUCAGGCUCCUCUAAGUAGCAAUGGCCCCGAACUUAACAGUAAUCAUAUACCUGUAGCAGAUAUGUCAUCUGGGUUAGGCGGAUCGAGCGCAACAGCAGCUACCACCGACCCUACACUACCGAAGCCUUCUUCUUCACAGCAGCACCAGAAAUCACCUGAGCAGAAUAGCCUCUCAUCACUACAACGCAAAGGCUACCGAGUCUCAUCCCACCUCCCUCAGUCAAACCAAGUUUCCCCAACCGAUACCACGAUAGAGGGAUCUACUCCCCAACGAAGCGGCUCGGCGUCAGCCCCCGUAAUAGUGGAUGAUAACGACUCUUCAGACAGCGACUCAGAUGGAGAUAUACCCGCGAGUCUACCACCCCGCAGAGCCAGCAAUGAACCUUCAAGUACGAAGGGCUUAGCGGGAUAGGGCCACGGACUCCCUUGAUGAUAACGUUUACGUCCUUGAUGAUAACGUUUACGUCCUUGAUGAUAGCGUUUACGUCCUUGAUGAUAACGUUUACGUCCUUGAUGAUAGCGUUUACGUCCUUGAUGAUAACGUUUACGUCCUUGAUGAUAACGUUUA
Molecule: messenger RNA, 2928 nt
Organism: Daldinia vernicosa
Lineage: Eukaryota; Fungi; Ascomycota; Sordariomycetes; Xylariales; Hypoxylaceae
Exons: 5
Coding region: 412-2772 (786 amino acids)
Source: RefSeq, a predicted model, not a curated record